Messenger RNA from Coregonus sp. 'balchen', 9570 nucleotides. The record is from the annotation of a GenBank genome assembly. Lineage: Eukaryota; Metazoa; Chordata; Actinopteri; Salmoniformes; Salmonidae.
AUGUUUUUAGAACACCUGUCCCGGCGAGUGCCAGAGGACAUUAGAGAAGUGAUGGAGGCUCAGAUCUCCCUCGAAGAGGUUGAGAGCGCCCUCAGGAGGAUGGGAAAAGGGAAGGUGCCCGGGAUGGAUGGGCUGCCGGCUGAGUUUUACCUGAAGUUUUGGGGGAAACUUGGUCCUGUAGUCCUUGAAGUCUUGAAGGCCAUCCUCGAGACGGGGAUCCCGGGGGGAUCGAUGGCCGUAGGUGUGCUGUCACUUCUUUACAAGAAGGGGGAUACAACAGACCUUGGCAACUGGCGGCCGUUGACCAUGCUGUGCGUAGAUUAUAAGCUGCUUGCGAAGGUUCUAGCGGACCGGUUGCGCACAGCCCUUCCCUACGUCGUCCAUGAGGAUCAGACGUGUUGGAUAGAGGGCCGCUCUAUUAGGUGGAACCUGAGUUUGAUUAGGGACUACAUUGCUUGGGUAGAGGAUAGAGGGCUGCCGUUAAUGGUAGCAGCACUUGAUCAGGCUAAAACCUUUGAUCGAGUGAAUAGAUAUUUUCUUUUCAGGGUGUUAGGUAGGUUAGGUUUUGGGGAGAAGUAUAUAGGGUGGAUCCGUGCUUUAUAUGUCAGAGCAGGGUGCCGGGUUAAUGUAAAUGGUCACAUGGGUGACAUUUUUGACCUUGCGUCGGGGGUCAGGCAGGGGUGCCCGCUCUCGGCACUCCUCUUUGUUCUGUACAUGGAGCCUCUGGGGGCUGCCAUUAGGGCAGACACAGGGGUGGAGGGCUUGCUUAUCCCUGGGAGCGGUGGGCUGCACGUUAAGAUGACGCAGUAUGCCGACGACACUUCCUUGUUACUAUGCAAGGACUCGUGCCUGACUAGGUCCCUUGCCAUCAUUGGGGAAUUCACCCGAGCGUCGGGAGCGGUUCUCAAUCACGCUAAGUCUUCCGUUAAGUUUUUCAGAAGAUGGCGUGGGUCAACAAGAUCCCUGAAGAUUCUCGGGGUCUUGUUUGAGACCUCUGGCUCAGCGACGCUGAACUGGAACAGGAGCAUCGCAGUGGUACAGAGGAAGCUGGGGAUGUGGAGGGCUAGGUCGUUGUCCUUUAUAGGCAAGGUCCUGGUCCUCAAGGUGGAUGUGUUGCCGUCUCUUUUGUAUAUGGCGUACGUCUACCCAUUGCCAGCUAGUCUGAGGAGGCCUCUAGUAAGGCUAGUGUUUCAGUUCAUGUGGGGUGGCAGGCUCGAGCGUGUCGCGAGGGUUCACAUGCUCUGUCCCAUUGGGGAGGGAGGUAGGGGUGUACCACAUUUCCCCCUCAAGCUGGACUCGAUUUUUGUUUCUUAUUUGUUGACUGAGCUGGCUCAUCCGGUAAUACACCCGUGGUCAACCUGGUUACUUCCUGCGGGUGUUCUUCUCUUACCAGGCGAGAAGCGUAAUGGUGUGGACUAACACGGGUCCUCGGGUGGAACAGCUGCCAUGGCACUUUGGCUAUGCGGCCAAGUGGCUGCGUGGUCACCCCGAGGUUGAAGUUGCCCGAGUAGGUUUAGAUCACAGGCACCUGUAUGAGGAGGUGAGACGGGGAGGGUGUCCCGGGCCAGUAUUGGGUAUCCCGGCUGUGGUUUGGGAAGGAGUGCAGGUGCGAGGUCUGGAUAACAGGCUCAAGGACCUGAAUUGGUUGAGCCUCCCUAAGGGCUUGCCCGUACAUUCCAUCUUGUACGGGCGUGGCAUGACUCGAUCCCCCACCUGCCCAAGGCCAACUUGUGGCGGGGAGGAGACAUUGCGCCAUGUUUUUGGGGGCUGUGCUUUCGCCGGGGUGGUAUGGGCUAGGGCACAGGUGUUGAUAGGCAGGGUGAGGGGGGAUUUUGUUGUGACAUGGGCUAGGGUAGAGAGAGGUGUAGGGAAAGCGAGGGGGACGGUUAGGGACAGGUUUCUGCUCUGGCUUCUCAUAAGCCUCUUUAAACGGGGGUUGUGGGAAGCUAGGCAGAAAAUGGAAAGGACAGGGAGAGAAGGGGGUGUGGAGGGGAUAGUGAGGAGGGUGGAGCAGAAUUUGAGGGGGAGAAUGAAGAGAGAGGAGAGGAAGUGGGGGCAGCAUGCUGCUCGGGAGAGGUGGAAGGGGGGUUUAGGAUUAGGGUUAGUGUAGAGGGGUAGGGAUUUAAGAUUUGUGUGUGUGUUUUUAGCUGGGUAUAAAGGGGGAGGGAAGGUGCUCCCCUGGGGUGUAAUUUCUGUUAUUGUUCGGUUUUGUGGGUGUUUGAUAUAUAUUGUGGUGGGUAGUUUUGUAUUGUUAUUUUUAGUGAUGUUGGGGUUGGGAAUUAAUGGUGUGUGUAAUGUGUAUGAUGAUGUAUGGUGUGGAUUUUUGAAUAAAACCUUUUAAUCACUAAUCAGUGUCUGAGCGGAGAAGUAUGUACAGGUACUCGAGAAGUGUUCUCCCUGUUUCUUUAUUAUUUAAGUCGUAGUUACUAUUUCGUAUUUUGGCUGUCUGCCUGUUUUUUUAGAUUUAUUUGCUCCACCUUUCUGUUAUCGUGUUAAGUCCGUUGUUUUGUAUCCUGGCUUCGGGACCACCAGUAAAGGUCCUUGUUUCACCAUCUCUGCCUACUGCCUACUGUCUAUCCUGCACCGCACCUGGGUCACACCUCACACCAACCCUUACACCACUCCCUCACAAAUUUACACCAGAUGUAUUGUACACCAUAACCUUCACCCCGCAGGAAUACUUUGAAUAGCUCUCAAUUCAGAUUAAACUUAAAAUACACACAGAGGUAUGCCAGAAACAGGAGUGUAAUAUAACUGUACUAGAAAAGUAGUACUAUAACAGUCAUGUGUUACACUGUAUGCACUGAUGGUGGAUGGAUAGUAAGAGAUGAUGACAGUAGGGAAAGAUAGAGCGAGGUUGUGUCAAAGGGCAGUAGGUUGGAUCAAGGGGUAGUAGGUAAGGAGGCGGUGGCAUUACCACUAGACCAGCCAGCCCAUGUAGGUUAGCCACGCCAUGAUAUUAAUCAUGUUUCAUUCAUAUCGUUGGGAUCUCAAAACCCUCUCCUGUCAAAGUGAGUCACCCAGUUUCAGUCCUUUCACUGUCCUUUUCAGAUUUGGCCCAUGCAGGGAAUUGUUCUAUUGGAAAAGGUGAAUUAUAAAGGGCAGGGUGACAGCUGAGGAGAAAGGCAUCUGACGACAGACACAACAAAUAUCACAACCUGUGAACGAACAAGAUAAUAUUUCACAAUUAUCUUUCAGCAUUUUGUCCUUAACUGUGCUGACUCCUGGAAUGUGGGCAGAAAGCAGCAACGCAGGUAAACCCUGAGAAAUGAAACAAGCAUUUUACCUUGUUACGUUGUUUUACAUAAUGAUCCUCAGAUAGUGUACCUAUACUUCCUGUUGCGAAUGAGAAGAGUUAAAGAUACAGGGAGACACACUUUACAAAUAUAGGUUACAUCUUUUAAUUUACUGUCGGGGAGGUGUUAGGUUAAUGAUCUUCAGCUGCCCUAUGGCUGUUGGGAAUCAUAUCUUUCAUUCAGAAAAGAGUGUGUCUAAAUUAAGUGGGUGUCUUUAGAAGUAGGACCAUAUGGCUUUCAAUUGUUUCACAAAAUAUAGUGUGUUUUGACUGAGCUGAUGAAGGCCAGUCAGUUUUCACAAAUUAGGAUUGGCCUGUGGCACUAAUAUACAGCCCUGUUUACCAUGGAUGUAUCCAGAGCAUUCUCAGGAUCCCUUUGAAAAUAAACACAGACUCAGUCGCGUUUGGCACCAUGACUAUGCACAUUCUAAGAAGACAGAGUUUCCUCACUCAUGAAAUGGACAGCAGAGGAGAGUUGGCAGAGAAAUCAGUGAUUUCCAUAAGGGUUGGAUUACACUAAGGGAUGUAGUAGUGGACAUGUUUGUGUUUGUCCUACUGUUUCCUUCAGCCACCUUUGUGUUUUCUUCCCCCUUAUGGAUAGUCUGUGACUGUGUGAUGAGAAGCUGAAUAAUUGCUGGCUGUGAUCACUUGGUGAGGGACAUGUUUUCUGGUUGGAGACUGAUCUGCUUAUCAGAUCACUUCAUCCUGCUUAAUGAUGAUGGAUGGUGUCGGCUAAAACAUACAUUUUAAAUUGGAAAUCUUUACAAAGUAUUAUUCAUUAUAUUCAGAAAGGCAUACAGGACCAAAUCUGGAUUCAACCUGUGGUGUUGACUGACCAAGGCCUAACUAAAUAGAGAAUACUCAAUAGCUUUGGCAAAGGUGCAAAAGUACUACAUUAGGUCACUUUAUAAAGUAUCUCUAUUGUUAUGACAUCUUUGUUCUUGAGUGAAAGGGGGAAUGAAAAAAGUAUGGCGUACACUGUACAAACUAAUUCUGAAAAUUAGAACUGCAAUAAGUGCUGUACAGGUAAGCCAAGUAAUUUGGGAAUGUAUAGUAUGUUGUACAUAUCAUAAGAUCCUAUCAUAUCCAAGUAUGUAGACCAAAUAUACACUGAGUGUACAAAACAUUAGGAACACCUUCCUAAUAUUGAGUUGCACCCUCUUUUGCCCUCAGAACAGCCUCAAUUCGUCGGGGCAUAGACUCUACAAUGUGUCGAAAGCAUGUUGGCCCAUGUUGACUCCAAUGCUUUCCACAGUUGUGUCAAGUUGGCUGUGUCAAGUUGGCUUUGGGUGGUGGACCAUUCUUGAUAUACAAGGGAAAUUGUUGAGCGUGAAAAACCCAACAGCGUUGCAAUUCUUGACACACUCAAAUCGGUGCGCCUGGCACCUAUUACCAUACCCUGUAUAAAGGCACUUAAAUAUUUUGUCUUUCCCAUUCACCCUCUGAAUCGCACACAUACACAAUCCAUGUCUCAAUUGUCUCAAGGCUUAAAAAUCCUUCUUUAACCUGUCUCCUCCCCUUCAUCUACACCAGGGAUGGCAACUUUGAUGGGGAUGGGGCCACAAAAAUCCUGAACUUAUCAUGAGGGGCCGCAGUGUUAAACAUUUUAACAGCCUCCCUCGUGACAGCGAAGAGACAUUUGUAUUUUCUUUAAAGUUCAUUUCCUGCAAUUCUACUCAUUUUUCCAUGGGGCGGAGAGAAACGUUUGAGGUUGUCCAGCUACUUUCUUGCAAUUAUACACAUUUUGCCAUAGGAUGGAGGCAAAUGUUUGCAGUUUGCUAGACUAACUUACCAAUCCCAAAAGAAAUUGCUGACAUGGGGUAAUUGAGUGACUGCUGAUGUGCAACCAAAUUUCUAAAUUGCACCUUGUGUAGUCUAAUAUUCUAACUCUCAACAGUCAGUUGAGAACCCGACUGAUUUUUGAUUGGUCCACGGGCCUACAACAUGCGGUGACAUCAAUAAGGAAUCAUAGCUUUCACCUGGUCAGUCUAUCUCAUGGAAAGAGCAGGUGUUCCUAAUGUUUUGUACACUCAGUGUAUAUGCACAAUACAGAAGCCAGUUCCAUUGAAAUAAGGAUAAAAUCAAGAGACAUGAAUCAUCACGGUCACUGGUACAGUCUAGAAAUACAUUACAUGACCAAAAGUAUGUGGACACGUGCUUGUCGGACAUCUCAUUCCAAAGUUAUGGGCAUUAAUAUGGAGUUGGUCCCCCCUUUGCUGCAAUAACAGCCUCCACUCUUCUGGGAAGGCUUUCCACUAGAUAUUGGAACAUUGCUGCAGGGACUUGCUUCCAUUCAGCCACAGAAUCAUUAGUGAGGUCGGGCACUGAUGUUGGGCGAUUAGGCUUGGCUCGCAGUCGGCGUUCCAAUUCAUCCCAAAGGUGUUCGAUGGGGUUGAGGUCAGGGCUCUGUGCAGGCCAGUCAAAUUCUUCCACACCGAUCUCGACCAACCAUUUCUGUAUGGACCUCGCUUUGUGCACGGAGGAAUUGUCAUGCUGAAACAGGAAAGGGCCUUCCCCAAACUGUUGCCACAAAGUUGGAAGCACAGAAUUGCCUAGAAUGUCAUUGUAUGUUGUAGCGUUAAGAUUUCCCUUCACUGGAACUAAGGGGCCUUGCCCGAACCAUGAUAAACAGCCCCAGACCAUUAUUCCUCCUCCAAUAAACGUUACAGUUGGCACUAUGCAUUGGGGCAGGUAGCGUUCUCCUGGCAUAUGCCAAACCCAAAUUCGUCCAUCGGAUUGCCAGAUGGUUUAGCGUGAUUCAUCACUCCAGAGAACGCGUUUCCACUGCUCCAGAGUCCAAUGGCGGCGAGCUUUACACCACUCCAGCUGACGCUUGGCAUUGCACAUGGUGAUCACAUGGAAACCCCUCAUGAAGCUCAGACGAACAGUUAUUGUGCUGACGUUGCUUCUAGAGGCAGUUUGGAACUUGGUAGUGAGUGUUGCAACCGAGGACAGACUAAUUUACCACGCUAUGCGCUUUAGCACUCAGUGGUCCCGUUCUGUGAGCUUGUGUGACCUACCACUUGGCGGCUGAGCCAUUGUUGCUUCUAGACGUUUCCACUUCACAAUAACAGCACUUACAGUUGACUGGGGCAGCUCUAGCAGGGCAGACAUUUUACAAACUGAAUUGUUGGAAAGGUGGCAUCCUAUGACGGUGCCACAUUGAAAGUCACUGAGCUCUUCAGUAAGGCAAUUAUUGUCUAUGGAGAUUGCAUGGCUGUGUGCUCAAUUUUAUACACCUGUCAGUAACGGGUGAGACUGAAAUUGCCGAAUCAACUAAUUUGAAGGGGUGUCCACAUACUUUUGUAUAUAUAGUGUAGCUAACUGGUCAUGCUCAUAUUCUAACCAUAGCUUAUACAAUACAACCACACACAAGACCAUAACCUUGGACUAAAGUUAUUUCUAAACGAAUGCCAUUAUGUAAUAAACUCAUUCAUUCAAGUUAAUGACCAUGCCAAACCUCAAUGAAGAAGCCUUUAUGGUCAAAGUCUGCACUAAUAUAAUGGGUUUUCUUGCCACAGAAAGGUUAGUUUAGACAGAGUUCUCUAAAGACGCAACACACAGAAAAUUACAUGUUCAAACCAUGGUGUGUUUGUACAGUGUGGCAUAUCUGACAAAGUUUGAAUCUCCCUCCAGGCUGAGCUGUCUGCCUGGGCUGACUGUCUGACCCGAUGCUGAGAGCCCGGCUAGGAGGUUGAGCCCCCUCUGUGACGGCAGCAGUCUGGAAUGGGCUGCUUCAAAAGGCAACAGGGCUUCCAUGACUUUAAUGAAUUAUCACUGCUAACUGGCCCUGUGAAGAGUGACACUGGGAAAAAGCAGAGAGAGAAGGGUCAAGUCUUUAAUCUCAGAAUUGCUCCAUCCUGCAUGAGCGUGUGCACGUGUGUGAGCGAGAGAACGAGACAGAAGAAAGACGAGAGAGAAGGAGAGAGAUCCCUGCUACAAAUCAUAAAUCAAUAAUAACUCACCUACUGUCCUCUCAGUUAGGGCCUCCAGCAGCUGUUACUAUUUCCUUUCCACCUGCCUCCACCCCACAAUGCCCUGCAAAUUAACGUCCCUCCGAUCAGGUUCUGCGUCUCUGCAGCCUGGAGAAGAAACAUCAACGGGCCUCUCUGAACUACAGCCCUGUCCAAAGGAAGAAAACAAAUCAGGUGCCUGUCAGUCUCUCCUCUGUCAAUCAACACAGAAGGGCAAUAUACUGUAUGUAUUUUCAAUUCAUGAAUUUAUGCGCAUACUGACAUUCCCAGGCAACUUGUCUUCCUCUUUUGGACAUCAAGAUGAUUCCAUUGCAUUCUAUUCAUCUGACGUUGAUGUUGAUGUUGUCACUGGUAAUUAUUAGAGUAAUAAUACAUUUUAAAGUUAAGUCAUCUCCAGAUGUUUCUCAUCUUUGAUGUCUGAUUCAUAGACCAUUCUACAGCUCAAAUCAGUCAAAAUGCCUGAGGCAGUUUUGAAAUUACAACUGCUUUAAUACAUAAGCUAAUAACAACGCCGUCUCUCAACUUUACUCAACCUUGCUACACAUUUUACUUUGACUUACUGAAAAGUCUGAAAUCGGUCCAAUAAACUUUUCUUGGUAAAGAAGAAAAAAGCUUUGAAAUAGGCACGGAUCAUCUUAAUGAAAGAGUAAAGGUAGUUGUUAAAAAUACAAAUCUUUUUACACGUUUCUCCCUGAUAUUCCUGUUCGAACAGUGUGAUGACUCUCAGAGGACCUCCGCUGCUGAGGCUUCUCUUCCAAUCACCAUAAAAGAAAAAUAUACAGCCAACUCCUUUCACGUCUCUCUCCAAACAAAGUCAAAACAGUCUGCCAUGGCUGUGGGCCUUCUCAUGUAUCUCACAUGUAUCUGGAUGUUAUCAUCAUCAUCACAUUGGGUGGCUGACACUUUUAAACAGGAAGAGGCUCCUGCACUGACCAGCAGCACUAACACAGUUAGCAGAGAGGAUGGUGGGACCUGGUAAUAACUAAGGGACCAACAGCAUCAUAAUGUGUUGAGAGAUGGAGAGAAGCAUGGAAACACUCCACCUUUGCCCUCAUACAAUAAUCAGGAAUUAGCUCAGCACUGAGAGGACAGUGGAAAUCAAGGACUUUCAUGAACCGGUUAAUUUUCUAGUGAAAUACUUCCAAGCAGUGAGAUUAUACAUAUGCUAACUUACCUUGCAUGCACCCUCAAAAUAUAUUACAUAAGCUGUCAAGCUGAAACAUUUCUGAACUAACCUAUACGUGCAGACACAAAUAGCUGGACUCAAAUCAGCCUUACCACACAUCAUAGCCUCAUAUAGAUUGAGUGGUGGUGGCAUGGAGGCAGUAUAGUUACCUAAUAGUAUUCAGUCAAUCUUCCAGUCGUGUUGAACAGAGCCUCGCCCUGUUCUCUGUUACCGCACCACCAGGGUGGUCCCAUGAAUCUGCAGGCUGUUGAGAAGGCUUGGCAGAGGAUAUCACCAUGCCAGGGCCAGACAGACAGGAACACACUUCACUGACUCAGCAGUUUUCAGCAGGCGUACUCUCCCUGGUCCCUCUGUCCAGCCCCACCCACCUUGUCCCUCCACCCCACCUAUCCUCCACAUCAGCCCUCCUCUGUCUCUCAGCAGAGGCACGUCCCUCUGUUUCCCCUGCGUAGCUCCAGCCCUGCUCAGUGCCAGCCCAGACACAUGCACCACUGUCCUGGCCGAGCUAAAUGCAAGGCUGAGCAGCUUCCUUAUUUGGCAAAUUUCUACGUCCUGUCUUUAGUGCUCCUUUCAAACCCCUGUAAAAAAAUAUAUAUAUUCCUCUCCUGCCUACGCUGUGUGCGAUUGCUCUAGCAACAAAACGUGAUUGGGAGGGGGCAUCAUAGUACAGUACCAUUACUGACUGACCCACACAAAGAGGUGCCACUGAUAGUGGGCUUAUGAUACAUGUGGUGAUACAUGUGGUCACCAGAUGUUGCUGUUGUUGUGGUUGUUCAGUUGUUGACAUAUUUAUCAAUUUUAAACCUCCUCUGCUCUAGUUGGGGGAAAGCAGGGGAAAAUAAUAUGAAUACAUUCUCCACAGACUAGAUCAACUUUGUGAUUACAGUUCUCAUAGACACUUGGUGCUGCACGUGCUCACUCCUCUCUCUGGCACAGAGGCUCCCACUACCAUACCACAGCUCCUUGACAUGGAGAGACUCAUCCACAGACCGCAACACAACCACUGUGGUGUGUCUGUGUCUACAGUGGAGAACAAGGCUCAGCCUCUCAAUGAGGAACAGGGGUUAAAAAUAAUCCAGGCAGAGCAUGCUCGAUUACGAGAGACAGAGAAUUGA